AUGACUUUGACUAAUAAAGAAGGGAAUAAGACUUUUACUAAUGAGGGGAACAAGAUUUUUACUAAUGAAGAAGUGAAUAAGACUUUUACUACUGAAGGAGAGAAUAAGACUUUGACUAAUAAAGAAAGGAAUAAGACUUUUACUACUGAAAAAAGGAAUAAGACUUUUACUACUGAAGGAGAGAAUAAGACUUUGACUAAUAAAGAAAGGAAUAAGAUUUUUACCAAUAAAGAAAGGAAUAAGACUUUUACUAAUGAAGAUGUUAAUAAGACUUUUGCUAAUGAAGAAGGAAAUAAGACUUUUACUACUGAAGAAAGGAAUAAGACUUUUACUAAUGAAGAAGGAAAUAAGACUUUUCCUUCUGAAGAAGGGAAUAGGACUUUUACUAAUGAAGAAGAGAAUAAGACUUUUGCUAAUGAAGAAGGGAAUAAGACUUUUACUACUGAAGAAGGGAAUAAGACUUUUACUACUGAAGAAGGGAAUACGACUUUUUCUAAUGAAGAAGGGAGAAAGACUUUUACUAAAGAAGAAGUGAUUAAGACUUUUACUACUAAAGAAGAAAAUAAGACUUUUGCUAAUGAAGAAGGGAAUAAGACUUUUACUCAUGAAGAAGGGAAUAAGACUUUUACUAAUGAAGAAGUGAUUGAGACUUUUACUACUAAAGAAGAAAAUAAGACUUUUGCUAAUGAAGAAGGGAAUAAGACUUUUACUACUGAAGAAGGGAAUAAGACUUUUACUAAUGAAGAAGGGAAUUACACUUUUACUCAUGAAGAAGUGAUUAAGACUUUUACUACAAAAGAAGAGAAUAAGACUUAUGCUAAUGAAGAAGGGAAUAAGACUUUUACUACAGAAGAAAGGAAUAAGACUUUUACUAAUGAAGAAGUUAAUUAG
This is a messenger RNA of Macrobrachium nipponense, 891 nucleotides long. RefSeq lists its product as uncharacterized. The transcript has a single exon. The coding region runs from base 1 to 891 and encodes 296 amino acids. The record is from RefSeq and is a predicted model, not a curated record. Lineage: Eukaryota; Metazoa; Arthropoda; Malacostraca; Decapoda; Palaemonidae.